Molecule: messenger RNA, 1964 nt
Organism: Cuscuta epithymum
Lineage: Eukaryota; Viridiplantae; Streptophyta; Magnoliopsida; Solanales; Convolvulaceae
Source: the annotation of a GenBank genome assembly
GGUAGGUAACAUAUAUCCAUCGGCCGGUAUCAUCUGGCCGGGCACCCAGGCCAUUAUAUUUCAACAUAUACACACACACAGAAUUGAAACUCCAUCCAUCCAUCUUUAAUUUCCAUGAUCGAUAAGCUAGCUAGCUAUCUAAUUAAUAUAUAGCUGCAUUGCAUGCGCUACUCCAUCUACUGUACCGGCCUCUAGCUAAACAUACAUACAUACAUAUAUAUAUCAUAUAUAUAUCUCUUGAUUAUUAAUUAAUUAAAUGGUGAUGGAUGCAACAGAUGUGGGAGAUCAGUGUAAGAGAUCAGCAGCUGCAGCUGGUAGUAGCAUUUGGGUGGCGGGGGCAGUGAUCGUGGGCGCCGGCCCCUCGGGGCUGGCGGUGGCAGCGUGCUUGAAGGAGAAAGGGGUGCCCAGCCUGGUGCUGGAGAGAUGCAACUGCAUUGCCUCUCUUUGGCAGCUCAGGACCUACGACCGCCUCCGCCUCCACCUCCCCAAGCACUUGUGCCACCUCCCCUUCAUGCCCCUCCCCCGCUCCUUCCCCGCCUAUCCUUCCAAGCGCCUCUUCAUCCGCUAUUUGGAGGCCUACGCGCACCGCUUCCACAUCCGCCCGCUCUUCCGCCGCACCGUCGUGUCCGCGGAGUACCGCGGGGGGCUCUGGAGGGUCAAGGCCCAGGUAGGGGAGGCGGAGGGGGAGGAGGAGUACGUGUGCCGGUGGGUGGUCGUGGCCACGGGGGAGAAUGCGGAGGCGGUGGCGCCCAGCAUCCCGGGGGCAGAGGACUUCGGCGGGCCCAUGAUUCACACCAGCUCCUACAAAAGCGGGACGGGCUUCGGAGGGAAGAAAGUGCUGGUGGUGGGGUGCGGGAAUUCGGGAAUGGAGGUGUGCGUGGACCUGUGCAGCCACGGCGCCGCCCCCUGUCUGGCGGUGAGGGGCAGGGUGCACGUGCUGCCGCGGCAGAUGCUGGGCAAGUCAACGUUUGAGGUGGGCAUGUGGCUGCUCAGGUGGCUCCCGCCGCGGCAUGCGGACGCGCUCCUGCUCGGCCUCUCCCGCCUCCUGCUGGGAGACACGUCGCGGCUGGGUCUCCGCCGCCCCAAGGUGGGGCCCUUGCAGCUCAAGCAGCUCUCCGGCAGGGCUCCUGUUCUGGACGUCGGAGCUCUGGCCAAAAUCAAGAGCGGGGAGAUCAAGGUCCGCCCGGGCAUUAAAAGAGUGGCGAGGCGGCACACGGUGGAGUUCGUGGAUGGAGAAGAGGAGCGCUUCGACGCCAUCAUCUUUGCUACCGGUUACAGAAGCAACGUCUCGUCUUGGCUGAAGCUGCCGCCGCCGCCGGGGGAGGAGGAGAUUAAUGGGGUAUAUGCUGUAGGGUUUAGCAACCGUGGAUUGCUGGGUGCUGCCGUCGAUUCCAAGAGAAUCGCACACCACAUUGCAAACUCUUACGCCCUACUUGGGCCCCGCCCGCCCACCUCCUACCCGCACCAUUGCCGCCGUAUAUAAUUAAACACUCCUUCCUCCACUAAAACAUAGCUAGGUUGGAGUAUAUAUUGGACCAACUAUAUUCUUAUUCUCUAAAAUACCACCUAUUUGAUCCUAUUUAAAAUAGCUCGUACUACCUUUUUCCUUAAAACUUUGACAAAGUUGACGGACACGAAGAAUAAUAAAGUAAAACUGUGUGGUUGAAAUUUGUGCAGAGGAGAGAGAAAUAACAGAAAGAUGACAAAAUUUUAAUGGACGAAGGGAGGGAGUAUAAAAGUUUCCCAAACACGAGUCAAUGGUUCUUAUUUAAAGAACAUCAAAGACAUUGAUUCUCUCUCGUCUCUUUGUCUAUUUUUACUCGGAUUUUUUUCACCAAUCAUUUUUCUUCAACACACUUUCUUAUACACUUUAUGUACACCUCCGUGAGAAUGCUAUUUUUUUUACUUGUGAAUCCCAUGUGUAAACCCAUUAGGAUGGACUCUAUCAAUGAAAUUUUGACCAC